Molecule: messenger RNA, 1971 nt
Organism: Trichoplax adhaerens
Lineage: Eukaryota; Metazoa; Placozoa; Uniplacotomia; Trichoplacea; Trichoplacidae
Exons: 8
Cellular component (GO): membrane
Molecular function (GO): glycosyltransferase activity
Source: RefSeq, a predicted model, not a curated record
UGCCGUAUGAGCAAUUGCUUUAACUAUAGCAGGUGUAUUGGCCGCCCUUUCAAAGUUUACGUAUAUGAUGGAAAUAAUAAAAUGUCCGAUAGCUAUGCUAGAGUUGUCCGAACCAUUCAGAAUAGUCCUUACUAUACUAACCAGCCAGAUCAAGCGUGCCUAUUUGUUUUAGCUGUUGAUACUCUUGACCGUGACAAAUCAAGUGAAGAUUACGUAAAUCGCGUCUCCAAGAUUAGUUCUCAUAAGUUAUGGAAUCGUGGUUAUAAUCAUAUCAUCUUUAAUUUAUUCGCUGGUACCUGGCCGGAUUAUGCUGAAGAUCUAAGCUUAUCUUUAGAGAAUGCGAUCCUCAUCAAAGCAUCCUUUUCAGACUCUACCUAUCGUCUUGGCUUUGAUAUCAGCUGGCCGUUAUUUGGUAAAGAUUAUCCUUUACAUAAUUUGCAAAAUGAUGGUCGUCAGCCAGGAAGUUUAUCAAGUAUUUUCCCAAUUCACCGAAAGUAUAAAGCAGCUUUUAAAGGCAAACGUUAUGUAUUGGGAAUAGGAAGUGAAACUAGAAAUGCUUUACACCACUUACAUGAUGAUCUCAAUUAUAUCAUGGUAACAACGUGUAAACAUGGUAAUACCUGGCGAGAGCAUCAAGAUAGUAGAUGUGUGGUUGAUGAGCUAACGUAUGGAGAGUACGACUAUCAAGAUUUGCUGAUAAAUUCCACAUUUUGCUUGGUCCCACGGGGUAGGCGCCUGGGCUCUUUUCGAUUCUUGGAGGCGCUUCAGUUUGGUUGCAUACCAAUUGUGCUAAGCAAUGGGUGGGUGCUGCCAUUCUCUGAAGUCAUUGAUUGGAAGAAAGCUUGCGUACAGAUUGAUGAAAGGCAAUUAUUCGAUGUGCCAGAGUUAAUUGAGUCUAUUAGUGAUGAAAAAAUACUUGCUAUGAAGCAGCAAAGUAUAUUCCUAUGGCAAACUUAUUUUCAAUCUGUAACUAGGAUCGUUCUGUCUACUUUAGAGAUUAUUCGAGGCCGUAUUGACCAAACUAAUCCAGUACAUAAUCUGUUAUGGAACCACGUACCUGGUGCCUUAGCUGCGUUACAUACUCCAUUUCUAGAAGAUGCACAAGAUUAUCCCUUUUAUUCUAAUGGGAUAUGGAAUUCUCAUGUCCAAAAGGCAUUUACUGCUAUCAUUGUCGUAAGAAAUUAUCCAGAUCGUAAAAAAUCCACGGCUUUCUACCAGUUAAUGCGUACUCUGACUAGUUUGCCUGUUGUAAAUAAGGUAUGGAUUCAUUGGCGAUGUAAGCAGCCAAUCAUCGCUGUAUCUGAACUACCCAGAAUAUUAUCUAAUAUAUCUAUUGUUAUAUCUGAUUUCAGAAAUCAGGAUUACUAUUUGAGCAACGUCUCGAAUUUAAUGCAUAUUAUUGAGACGCAAGCCAUUCUAUUUUUAGAGCAAGAUGCUGUAUAUAAUAAAGACGAGAUCCUAUUUGCCUUCGAUAUCUGGCGGUCCUUUACCGAUAGACUGGUUGGUUACGCUAGUAAAAGUCAUUAUUGGAAUGAUGUCCAUAAAAGAUAUGAAUUUACCUCUAAGUGGCUUAAUUACUAUUCGAUUAUAAUGUUAAAUGGAGCUUUUAUACAUAGAUACUACUACGACUUGGUAUAUCAUUUCUUUUCUGAUGUUGCCUUAAACAAAAUUCAGCGCCUAGACAAUUGUUUAGACAUUGCAAUCAACACUGUUAUUUCUUAUAUUACGAAUAAGCCACCCGUCAAGUUAACGCAAAAGAAAUAUCAUAAAAUAUCUGAAGAAUUUUCUAGUAAUGAACCAGCAUUAAAGGUACUACGUCGAAGAAUGUCUCAAAGAUGGAAAUGUUUGAAUUACUUAACCGAAUUGUUUGGAAGGCUACCAUUAAUACAUUCCUAUCUUCGUUAUGAUCCCUUAUCAUUUAAACAUCAACUGACCGCUGAUCGCAAGCGGCAUCGCCAAACCAAAGAUUUA